Messenger RNA from Gallus gallus (chicken), 15256 nucleotides. RefSeq names its product ring finger protein 152 (gene RNF152). The transcript is spliced from 2 exons. The record is from RefSeq and is a predicted model, not a curated record. Gene Ontology annotation, molecular function: ubiquitin protein ligase activity. Bases 3882 to 4493 code for a protein of 203 amino acids. Gene Ontology annotation, biological process: negative regulation of TORC1 signaling; apoptotic process; positive regulation of autophagy. Gene Ontology annotation, cellular component: lysosome; lysosomal membrane. NCBI's taxonomy places the organism in Eukaryota, Metazoa, Chordata, Aves, Galliformes, Phasianidae.
ACAGAACUCGCAGCGCAACCAUAACCGUGAUUUACAAACAAAGCCUUCCGCUGCAAACGCUGCUCUUGGCUACGUAACGGGAUUGGGUUUGAGCUUCUUGUUUCACCUCUGGUGCAGUUAACAUAGCAGUAACUGUGGCCAAGGCGUACGGGGUCAGGAUGACUUGGGGCCAUUGCUGUCAGGGGCGCUGAUGUAUCACCGUGGCAGAUAAUUCCUUGUGUGCACAUGCUUCUGUUGGUGACAUGGCCCAGAAGCUCACAUCCCCGCUUCAAGCCUGUUCUGUCUAUUGGAGGUUUUGCCCAGCUUGCCAGGUAUGUGGGGACAGAUGGGAAGGGUGUUUGUUUGCUGUUGUUUGACUUGGGGGAGAGAAGUUGUUGGGGCAACGCCUGGUCCAAGUUUCAUACGUGUUGCAAAGUCUCCUUGGAAGCAGCGGCUAGUGAUGUUGGACAUCCAGAUUAGAAACGCCAGCAGGACAAUCAGUGUUAUUUCUGCCUUAAUAUGAUGUGUUUAAAUUAUACAUGCAAAUGAAGUAGCUUGGAAGGAGCCACUCAUCCAGACAGGCUCCGGCAUAGCAGAGCGUGCAGGGAGCUGGCAGGUAGAGGCUUCUGGGCACCGCUCCCCAUUCGACUCGGUGGGUCUCUAGCUCUGCCAGGAUCCCUCUGUGUGUUUUUCCAAUGCCUCUUUCUGGCUUCAUUCAGGGUUCUUGCACUGACACCUUGAUGGAGUGGAGCAGCAGCUCCAUCAGACACAGCCCUAUGUGGGCUUCAGCACAGUUUUAACUCAUCAUACGUAUCGUCCUGGUGAAAUUGAAGAGCGAUACGCUCAAGCAAGCUUGCAUGCAGGGAUGUUAAGCUAAGGGCUGCCUUCCAUAAGCUUCCCAGGUUGUGAACUGUGCAUCUUCUGUGCUUGCAUAUUGCUUGGAACAGAUGCCAUGUCAUGGCUGGGUUUGGAAUGGAGGAGCUGACCUCACUUGGGACCAAUGUAUACAGAGAAGGAGCAAUGCUACUUCUCUGGAGUUCUGUGAAGGAUUUCAAGCAGAAUUAACUUUUCUAAGUCACUGAAAUAUUUUUCAGACCAUGACCCCAAUCAGCGGAUCGUGCCUGGAGGAUCCAUCUCUACAGUGAUACAUGUGACGUAGGUGAUCGGUUGGUGUGACUGUACCAAAGACCCAGUGAUCUGUAUUUCUGCGCACAGCAUUGACUUCAGAGUCUGGCCAAGGGCUCUGGCCUUUUAUUGGUCUUAUAUUCUGUAUACCUGUAUUUACUUGUCAGCCAGUCCCACAGCCCUUCCUUGCAUCAAGCAGCAGUUACUUGGGCAAGUAAUUUCCCUGGCUUGAGUGUGGCUCUUGAGCUGAGUAAAUGAUGUACGCUCUGAAGAAAAGAUGGUGGAUGUGGGGCAUGAGUGCUCUGUGCUUUGGUGCGGAACGUGGACAGUGCAUUCCCAGAGCCUGAGAUCCGGCAUGCCUUAAAUUCUGUCCUGUUCUUAGGCUUUGCCUCUGUCUGGUGAGUGGGCUGGGGGGUGGAUUUUCCUCUCAUUCAGAGCAUGCAGAGCUUCUGGAGAAAUUCCGCAGCUGUUUUGGGUCAGCCCAGAGCUGUCUGCUUGGUGUGCUGCUCCUGUUUUCUCCACAAAUAGCUUUGCUGCUUCUGAACAGAGAAGCCAGUUCUCAGGACUGAUAUGGCUCUGGCCUGUCCAGCUGCAAGAGGUGUCAUAGGCAGCCCUCCAAGCUUCCCAGAGUCUCCUGAUCUAGUGAGGCCUUUACUCCUCUCCAAGCAGCUGCUUUUCUGCCCACAGCAGUGUUAUGCAUCCUAUAGGCACUGGCUUGGUGUGGCUUGGUGCAGCUCACCAGCGUGGGGACCGUGAUGUGUCUUGCUGCCUGAUCUGGUUGUCCCAGGUGAGGAGCUGAGGUCUGGGAUGGGACUACCUCCCUGGCAGGAAUCCUAGUGAGCGAGGAGCCCCAGCAGCUUCUACGCUCAUCCUUGGGUAACAGUCCUCCAGCUUGCACCAGUGGCUGGCAGUCCUGAGGGUCGUUGAUCUCCCACUUGUUACGAUUAGAGGCUGGACAGGUGGGAAAUCCUCGAAGCAGUGCUGUCUUUGGCAGGGGAGAGAUGAGGUUUGGCCACUCUCAGUUCUGCCCUUGUAGUGGUCAAACACCAGGGCCUGUGCAGGCCUGGCCGUGCCAUGGAGUGUGUGUGCUCCCCAUAGCAGGAGUUGGUGUGAAGUAGUGCAGUAGGAGGGCAGGAGGGUAGAAGACAUGUACUUCAAGCAGGCAGGGCCUGCAAAUUGCAUUUCCUCUCAGCAUGGCUGCCCUUUGGUUCAUAAAGCAAGAGCUGCUUGAGGCCUGGGAGGGACAGCAGGCUGGCGGCCACAGAUGGGAGCCUGCUGUGUGACCUCCAGGGCUCCUUGGGCCGAGUGGAAUGAGCGGGGAGGACUUUGGCAGAGGCGUGCAAUAGCAUUGCAGUUAUCUGGGUGCUUGCAGGCGUCACCUCUGUUGAGUUCAGUAGUGAUUCGAUUGUCCUGGAGACAACACUCAGUGCCGUGUAUUUCUCCCAGAAUAGCUUCAGUGAAUGAAUACAGUCUUAAUUCCCUUGCAGCCCCCUCCUGCUGACAGUGUGGCCUGUUACGUACCCAUUGUCAGAGUGGCCCUUCAGAGACUUCCAGCAUCCGCCUUUGAUGUCAGAACCGUAAGCAUCACCUUAGAGGACUAAGCUGGAUCUCCAACAGCCUUCCAGACAGUGUGCCCUGCCACUAAGAUUAGAAUCAGCUGUCAAAGUGAGGUGGAGGGAGAAGCUUUAUAGCUGGAACCCCAUUGUGGGUUACAGAGGGCGCAAGAGCACCAGACUGCAGGAGGGCUGCAGGUCCUUCUGUCCUUCCCCCAACGCAGCAGUGGCUAGUGAGGUGACACAGCAAACACCUGUGACAGAUAACAGCAAGCCCUGGGGCUCGCAGCAGAUGUGUGCAGGUCCUUCCUCUGAGAGUACUGGCCUCAGAGUUUCUGUGUGAGAAGCCCUGGGACAGGAGCCCUGGGUGAAGCACUGCUGCUGCUGCAUCCCUGCCUGCUUGUGUUAACCAGCACUGGAUGUUUCGAGUUAGCUGUACAUGCUUAGUGAUGCUGCUUUCUGUGUUAGGUUUUAUGCCAAGAGCUGGGGAGGGAUGCUGAGGGCUCUGUCUGAAUAUGGGGAGCUGGUAGUUCCAGGUUACCCAGGCUCCGAGGGUAAGGAAGGACGGCAGCGAAGCUUGCUUUGUUAGGAACAGCAGCAUGCAAAGCUUGCGACAGUUGCUGGCAGCACCUGCUAGACAAGGCAAAAAUACUAGAAAGAAAGGAGGGAGCGUUUAUGGGAGCAUGCAAAGACAAACAGAGGUUUUUUAAAAGCACAGAGCCUAUACAGUGAGUGUGCCAUCAGACACGCUGCCUCUCGUCAGCUAACAUCAUCCGCAAAUAAAGCGAGUCAGGUUGUUGCUAUUGCAGCUGCUUUCCCUCAUGAAGCAGGGUGAGCCAGACUCGUCCAACUCGGAGCGAUGUGUUGGCAAGCAGCCUGAAGUCCGAGGUGCACAGGGUAAUUUACUUAAAAAACAACGCAACAAAACCACACAUAAAAACAAACCAGCAACAAACAGCAUAAGGCUUCUCGUCCAGGAUGAGCACGUACAACCAUAAUGUUUGCUUGCAGCUGUGUUUUCUAUGACACGCUCUUAGAAGUUGCUCUUUGGCUGCGUUCGCCAGCAAACACAGCCUAGAGGUGAUCGGCUUCUUCCCUGACCUGCAGUUAACAGCGGUGCUGUAGGGCUGGAGGUUUCCCUGCGCUUCCCCCAGCCUUCUUGAGAAGAAGCAGCUGAAGGUGGCUGUGGGGCACUGUGGCCAGACCCCCACCGUGCCAGGCACCAUGGAGACGCUGUCCCAGGACUCCCUGCUGGAGUGCCAGAUUUGCUUCAACUACUACAGCCCGCGCCGGCGGCCCAAGCUGCUGGACUGCAAGCAUACGUGCUGCUCGGUGUGCCUGCAGCAGAUGAGGACCAGCCAGAAGGACCUGCGGUGUCCCUGGUGCCGUGGCAUCACCAAGCUGCCGCCGGGCUACUCCGUGUCACAGCUGCCCGAUGACCCCGAGGUGAUCGCCGUCAUCGCCAUCCCCCACACCUCUGAGCACACCCCCGUCUUCAUCAAACUCCCCAGCAACGGGUGCUACAUGCUGCCCUUGCCCCUCUCCAAGGAGAGGGCCAUGCUGCCGGGAGACAUCGGCUGCCGCCUCCUGCCCGGCAGCCAGCAGAAGUCCCUGGCGGUGGUGACGAUCCCAGCCGAGCAGCAGCCGCUGCAGGGCGGCCUUCCUGCCGAGGCGGGUGCGGAGGAGCCUGACCGCAGAGGCGUGGUGAAGAGCUCCACCUGGUCGGGGGUUUGCACUGUGAUCCUGGUGGCCUGCGUCUUGGUCUUUCUCCUGGGCAUCGUCCUCCACAACAUGUCGUGCAUUUCCAAGCGCUUCACGGUGAUCUCAUGCGGCUGAGGGGUGAGGGGCUGCCCCAGGGUUGCUCACCCAGGGGUUGGGUUGGUGGUGGUGAUGGUGGUGGUGGUAUCGAGUGAGACAAUUCACUGCAACUUUGGCCGAUGACUGCAGAACGCUUUGUUCCCAGACGGUGGUGCGCCGGCCCGGCCACAGCCCUCGGCAGCCAGUGGAGAAACCUAUGUCUCCUGUCUGAUGGUAACGGCAAUGAGGAGGACUGCAUGCGUCACCAUAAUCAUUUAUCAAAGGGACUGUAAUUUAUGGCAGUUUUUGUUGUGUUAUGAGAUUAAAAGACAUCUGUGUAGCUGGUUGUACUGUAAAGUAUGCGGUAUGAGCUCUUCUCUAACUACGGUAGCUCAAAAUCAGAACUGCUCCAUGUAGAAUUGAAGGAGAACUGGCCCGUGACUCAGUGAAAAGUGUUCAAUACCAACCCACACGUGUUAUUUUUUAAUUGGGGGGGGAGGGGGAGACUUGUACAAAUCAUUUAGUUGGUAAGACAUUUUGUAUGUUUUAAACUGCACAUUAAUUAAGUUAGGAGGUUGUACAAUAGUUUUUAAAAGGAAACGUUUUACAAGCAAUCGUUUGGUUCUGUGGUGUGUGGUUUUUUGCCUCCAUGUCUGAUUUUCCCCACUGUUUUUGGCUAUGGGGAAGUGACGCUUCCAGAAUCUUCCGUUUGAAGGAGGUUCUGAGCAGGGAAGCAAAGUGAGCCUAGGAGGAAUAUUUAACAGUGCAGCCAAACGUUUCUGCCUAACCUGCUUCACAUGAAGAAUGGCUCUGAAUGGUGAACAUUAGUCAUACUGUUUUACCUCUGAUCUGGCAACAGGCCUUCCUGCAGACCUGGCCUUCAUGGCCAUUAGUGAAGAAGUGGGUCAUGAGAAGUCCUAGGACUCCUUCCUGCAAGGACGUGACAGCAAACUGUUCUUCCUUUUCUCUUUCUAGAGGUUGGGUUUUAAUUUUUUUUAGAGAAAUGUACACCUAUUUUGCCUCCCUGUCUCACAGGAGAUACAGCUGCACACCCAUGGGUGGUGUGAAAAAGAAGUUGCUGCAAGGAAGCCUCACCAUGCCAACAGACCAUGGACCCUUCUGUGCAAUCUUUACGCUUUUGUGUAAGAGGCAGUGACAGAGCUGGAAGAAGAACACAGGUCAGCCGAACCCUCUUCUGGGUUGUGCUGUCCCUCAUAAAUCACUGUGGCUGUCCUGGUGUCAAAAUGCGUAGGUGAGCAUAAUGCAGACCUUUUGCCACAUUUCAUAUGAAUGUUGGUCUUCGUUACGAUGGAUAUGAAGAAAAAGCACAGGAAAUAUCCCUGCCCACCUAUGAAUGUCCUAAUCGCCCACUUAUUUGCAGUUCUCUACUCAGAAUGAGCCAAAUUCCUGAACCUGCAUUUCAGCAGCGCCUUGCUUCGCUAGAUUCACUUAGUAUUGUUUGUAGCUUAAAGAGCUCUGUGUGAAUUGGUAAGUGUGAAUGCUGACAUCUGUGAGAUUUAAGGAUCGGACUGAGAGGCACAUAGCAGGCCUUUACUAAGACAGAAAAUACUGUUGAUUAGCACUGGUUCUUUUUGCAAGUACAAAGUAUGAGCAGUUGCCUAUGUGUUAUCUCCCUGAAGAGUGACUUGUCCACCCAGUGCUCUCUGUAGUAGUUAAUUAGAGAUUACUCAAGGUUAUAUUAUAAUGACAGAGAACAUAAUUUUGACUGUACAGUGCCCAGGUUGGCCUUGUAGAUGCUGGUGGUUUUCUGAUUAUAAUUCUGGUUCACAGUAAACACUCUCAACUAGAACUUGUCAAGAACAUACCUCCGACUUAGUGCUGGAUUUCUUCCCCUCCUCGAUCCCACACCACCAUUUUCUUCCUUACUUUCUGUUAACUGCAGGAUAGCAUAAACAUAUGGUGCUUAAUUGUUAAGGUGUAUGUAUGGUCACGUUUGGAGAGGAACUGUCAUAUGUAUUCAUAGCACAGAAAAAACAACAACAUUAUCCUCAGAUAACAAAUUCAAUGCCUUUUUUUGUGCAAGGCAGUGUGCAGUAUGCCUUGAACUUAGUAGAAUUGUAAUGCAUCGACAUCUCUCAGCAGCACACUUGAUUUGGUUGCAGUAGGGAACGACAGGAAUUCCAGAAUGUGUCUGUGAACGUGUUAGUCUCUUGUUCCCAGUAGGCAGCCAGGUUUCUGGUGGCAUCCACACUACGCUGCUUAUUAUGUAAAGAAAAGCCAGUUCACCAAAAACUCUUGCCUUUAUGGACUCUUAAGUAAGUGACCACGUACAGGAUUCAGCCCUCUACUGCCUUAUCCCCUGUAGCAAUUCGUGCUUAUACCAGGACUACAUAGCAUAGCUGGAAGAUGCUCCGAGAACAGCGCAGAAGCAUUUUGCAUCAACUUCUGCAUAUCCGAGUUUUUGAUGACUGCAUAAAGACAUGAAGCAGUCAGAGAGCAGGCCCAGGAGAUAACGGCGUUAACCCUAACCUUGUGCUGGCCGUACCUGCCCCACUGGAGCUCUUGAGGCCGAGAUUUCUCUGCAUCGUAGAGAAGUUGUCUUGAAAACUGCCCCUCUUCAUCCCCACAUGGAGAGUGCAGUAUGAAGGAGCAACCAGAAAUUAGGUUAAAACACCACACUGUGUAACACAUUAUACAACAGGCAGAAGUGGAGUUCAUCUGGUGUUAAUGACGUACUGUAUUAGCAGAAUACCAUCCUGUGUUACGUAAUGCAGUGCAUUGUUUUGUUAAUAUGAAUUUCCUGUACUUAUAUGCCUGCUGAAAUGCAUGUUUGACCUAAUUUCUGAUCCAGCCAUUUACCUGCUUACAGCCUCGUGUAAGAGCAAUAAGGAAAACCUCAAGAUUUCUGUUGGCGUGUGCGGUGUGUACAUUAAUUCCUUCUUUUUAACAGAAAUUCAGGAGCUGUUUUUGUUCUGGCUUUAGACUGUGACUCUCAUUUCAAAUUUGCAGCCGCCGCAUCGUGUCGGAUCACCUCACGGAUCUGCUGACUUACACAGAAGAGAACUGAGUAGUUUGUUGUCAUGUGCGGUGUUAAUAACGUUCCUCCAGUAUGUCAAUAGUCACCCUGCGUUCCACGGUCCAAUUCCUGGCACUGAUAGGUGAUACUGCUCUAAACAGGGUUUGGAUCAGUUUUGUUCUUUUUUUUGUUUUUUUAAAAAAGCAUCCUUGUCUUUGUGUGUUUUCUCUGUGGAGACGUUUGGACUUGCGUGAAAAUCACUGAGUUCUGGGCUAAUUUUUGUUGCCUGCUGUCCGGUGAGAAGUCAAAAGUCACUGCUGAGUUCCACCAAACAAAAAAGAGACUUAGCUGUGUCGCCAGUGCUGUCUGAGCAGCCAAAAAUUAGACUGAAAGUGGUUGUGGGAAAUUACAAACGCACCUGCAUUUUUAGAGCAAAUUACUCCUUGAAUGUGUAUUUAAUGGCUUGUUUAAUGGGAAGGACGUGUGCAUUGGGAUCCAGCUUCUUUGUUAUCCCUGAAGGCCCCGACUUCCAUUUUUGGCUUGUGCUUUCCUGGCAAACAGACUUUAGGAUUCACUCUGUGAAAUGUGGUUCAGUGAAUUUUAAAAAUUCAAAAUAUGCAAUUUUGGUAUGCGGGAUUUCUUUUAGGAAACGGUGUUCAGUAAUUCUUCAUGCUUAACCACGAUGUAAAGGAGCCUGAAUGUUUUGUGAACAUGGAGCAAUCGUUGAGUCCAAAGUUUCAUCUUUAUUAAUGAAGCUCGGUCUGAAUAAAACAUUAGCAGGAAAAGAAUGAUAUCAAAUGAAUUAUGGUACCUCUGUUACUUUGCUAUCAAAUGAAGAGCGUGGAUGGGAAUUUGGCAGAGUUGCUGGUUUUUUUAUGAGGGGUUGGCUGAAAUUCGAUUCUUGGCGUUUUAAGGCAAAGCGUUAAGUGUGGGUUGUAGUAAAUGAUAAAAGGAUUUUCACAUUUAAUUGCCAUGGAAUAUGAAAUUAGAGCUGAAGACUACUAAGCCUAUGCGGCAGAUUUUUCUGUCUGCUUAAUCAGAUGAUUUAAAAGUUUUAAGUACGCUUUGUGCUCACGGAAGUGAGGGGCUGUUGGCCUUGACUUGACAUGCGUUGCACCAAUGGCCUGGCUCUGCCCUCCCAGUAGUCAUAAUGCCAUGAGCCCUGGGCUGCCUUUCUCAUACAUCUUCUGGAACAAGGAUGGCUGGCUUUGGACUGGUUUCGGUACGUUCAUAAUGGGGCUAAAAUGAAAGAAAAGAAUGAAUACCCAAUUUCCUUAUCCUAGUUGCGCAUAAAGCGUGGCUUCAGAGUCAUCUUUUUCCAGACUUAGAUUUCUGUGUUUGGAUGAGGGGCAAAGCAGGGAUGGAGGGAAGAAGAGAUUGCAUGGGAGCAGCUGAGUUCCGGUGUCAUCCAGGAGACUGCUGAAGUAUCAGCUGGCCCUGGAGGCAACGUUUUUGUGCAAGAGCUUCAGCAGGGUGAGAUGGCCUGGCAGUGCUGCAGUGGAUUCACAGCAUGUUUUAGUGACCUUUCCCAUGCUGUAUGCUGUCCGUGGGCCUGACAGCUGGGGCUGUUCUGUUCUUUCUCUUUGUCACUUUGCCUCUUGCAUGCUCGUGUCAACAAACAAAGCUGCUUGCUUCAUCCUUAAGUCGAAUGAUUUUGCACAUGUUUCUGAAGUUGCCUUGGGCAUCUUUAAUGAAAAAAGUUACCUUUGAAGUUCAGUGAAAUUUAAGGCUUAAUAAAUGUGUUCCUUUUUUUUUCAAGUGUUUUCUUAUGCUUCAAUACAUUUCUCAUUUUAGCUCCAAGUAAAUCCUAUAAUUUUUGUGCUAACAAGUUCCUGUAUGUCUAAAGCAAUUCACAGAGACUAGGUAAGAUCCACAGCCAGAAAAAAUACUUCCUAUCCUUCCCACAGUCCCCUUCAGAUCCCUCCUGUUUUCCCCCUCCUCAUUUGUACCAUCCUGAGGCACCUAAUCAUGGUAGUGAGAUUGGGACUUGCAGGAAUGCAGUGAGCCCCUGCAAGUAUGAGCAUGGAGACGUGUUGCCAUGCUCAGGGGAGGAGGGUAAGCACACAGCACAUGCUCUUGUGUAAUAGAGGCCAAGAGGAUUAGAAAAAGGGCUCCGGGCACUUACAGCUCUGGAAGGUCAUGUACUUUAUGGUGCUGAGAUAGAUAGCAUGAUAGCACAAAAGCCAGGUAUUGCUGCCUGGUUUUUGCAUGAGUUGAGUGCAGCUCCCUUUGAACUGCCUUGUGCAGACAGAAACCUUGUGCUGCUGCAUAGGACCAGCUGCUCCAGAGGCAACACCUUGUAUGGGGCUCCCGUGAGGAGCCACAUCAUUGCUUUGUGCCUCCAAGCUGGGGUGUCACAGAACAGCUAGAUGCCUGGGUUUUUACUCCAGUGUGGGUUAUAAAUUCAAUUGAAGUUCAUUUGUAACACCUUCGUAAAGCGUUCCUGAAAGCUUGAAGGCAACACAAGAGGCUUCACCUCAUCAGGCUCAAGGGCAGGAAGAAAGGGCACAGAAGGAGGAGGGAAAUGAUCAGUCAAUUAGGCAGUCGCCUACAAAUAUCUGCAUGUAUGAAACCAACUAUUGGGCUUGUUUAGUAGUGGACCGUGUGUGUCAUUUCUGUCCAAUGAUAUACUAAGAACACCUUGGCUGUGAAACUCUGAGUUGCUUUUUUUGUUCAAUACCGUGGAGAUGGAAAGCUGCCUAUUUCAGUAGUGUAGUUUUCCACGUAACUGAGAAGCUUGAUGAGCAAGCAGGAGUACUUCAGGGUGCCGAUGCAUUGCUGAAGCUCAGGACUCAGGUACAAGCUAAACUGAAGUUCAGCAGGAAGAAGCUGGGGUAAAAAAAGAAGCAAAUUAGUGAAUGUUCAGUGUGUGGGGAUCUGUUGGAAAACAAAAGCUUGUUUUGUUUACAUGUGUGUUGGCUGAUCUUAAGAAAAACAGGUGGCCAUCUCCCAGGGUAAAUCAUGAGGUUGGUAACAAAAGUUGUAAAUUCCAAACAGCUAAGGAUAGGAUUUAUUGAACCUCUUAGGCCCGAGAGGGUGUAAACAAAAGAAGCAGCUAUUUUGUGCUGCUGCUGUACUCAGCUUACAAGGUGUAGAACAGGAGGAUCAGAUGAGCAGUGUGUGACCUUCUGCUUUGGUUCUUGGGAUGGAGUAAGUACAUGAAUUGAGAAACUUGACCUUCGUGCUCAAGGUUACUGGUUCACCCAUCUUGAGAAUGGCAAAAGGAUGUGCGUGUGCUGUCACUGUGCUGAUUGGUUUUGGAAGCAAUGCCCCAUAGGCCCCUGCGUGCACUGCCUAGACCUGAAACACUGGGGUUUGUGCGUGCUUAAGAGGGUAAGAAUGUGCCUCAAGGUCUGAAAACAAAACAAAACAAAAAAAUCCAUACCCUGCAAGGUGCUUCAGCACUGUAAAAAGCAUGUGCUGUUGAUUUGGGAGCUUUAGGUUAGAUGUUGGGAGGAAGUUUUUCACACAGAGGGUGGUGACGCACUGGAUCAGGUUGCCCAGGGAGGUUGUGGAUGCCCCAUCCCUGCAGGCAUUCAAGGCCAGGCUGGAUGUGGCUCUGGGCAGCCUGGUCUGGUGGUUGGUGACCCUACACAUAGCAGGGGGGUUGAAACUGAAUGAUCAUCGUGGUCCUUUUCAACCCGGGCCAUUCUAGGGUUCUGUGAUCUUACACUACUUUCAAAGCAGCCCAUCAUGUGCCAUACACACGUGGCUGAGUGCGAGAAUGAAAGGAAGCUCAGUCUCCAGGCACGGCCAAUUUACUCACUGAAAUGCAAAUGAAUAAUUUCUUGCUUAAAUUAUUUGAAAUAACGGUCACAGAUGUUUCUCAAAUAUUUGCUUAAGAAAUUUACUGAAAUACUUGGGACAUGAUUCAGGUUAAUAUACCGAGCAAGAACUAAAGCAUUAAAUGUAUGGAAGGUGAAGGGAUCUGGCCAUACACUGAAUGCUUUCUGGAAGAGAGGUGGACUUUAAGUGGUUUGGAAACAUAUUGGGUAGCAGAGGCUCUGUACUCCCGCAAGGCAGCCGUUUUCAGGCGUUUGAAUGUAGAAACCUGUAUUUCUGUAACUCUUAUUAUUAAUUGCCAGUUGUACCUGGCUGGCAAUUCUUAACUCAUAGAAGGAAAUAAAGCAUGCAGUCCCAGUCCAUGGCAGGAGCCAUCCUAAGAAUGUGGAGUGACUACGAUUUAAGGAACUUUGGAAACAUAAAUUGAAUUCGAAUAGCGUUUCUCCUGCUGUUUUGAAAUGCUGAGGGAUUUGCUAAGUCUGCAGGUUGAUACAACGGAAUCCCUGCUUAAUGACUGUGUUUGCUAAACUGGCUAGCUGCAGCGGCUACAUGUGCCGUGUUUUCUUUUCCUUUCUGAUCUCAUCUGGUUUAGAGAAGACAAGGUUUGGACAGUUGUAGCUGGAUUGAACAGCGUGAUAAGAGUUGUAAAAUGUUACCAGCAAGGAGCGUAGCUUUGUGAUAAACAAAGCACUGCAACAACACUGAACGUCUCUCGGCAGCCAUCCAGGCACAAGAAGCAUGAAGCAGCUCCAGCAAACCCCAGGGAUCGAGAGAAAUGUUGUUGAGGAUUAGUGGAUAAACGAGGGUGGUUUUUAAUACCCUGGAUGCUGCCUGUGUUUGUUAUUGCUGAUGCCUGACAUCUUUGGGUUUGAGUUCUUCCUUUAGUCCUUUGUAACAAGCAGCCUAGAAAGCACUUUGUACUGCUUCCUUGCGAGACUGCUGUCUCCUGUUUCUUUUUCUUCUGCCCGUACCUGAGACUUCCAUGGCAUUUUCAGUGAUGAAAACGAUAACAAGUCUCCACACAAAUAGGAACAUCUCUGGGGCUUUGUACAGAGUAAUGUAAUACAUUCGUCAUACCCCUUUAGUGUACUGCCAUCAUCGUCAGUGCUCUGUAACUAUAACCCUAGUAUUUCUGGGGGGGAAAAGAAGUAACAGCAAAAUAAGGAGUUAAACAAAUCAGAGACUGGGAACUAUUUGCACUACCAGAUUUUACAAAUAAGGUUCCUCAUUAUCAGCUCUUCUUGUGGUAGCUCUACUGCAUCGGUGACAUCAAUUCUCUGAUUCUGCUUUGUUUGGUGGGGGGAGGGGGACAAGGAAGAAGAAAACCCAUAUUCAUGGCUUGGAUUAGGUCUGCUGAGUUUCCAAAUGUGUGUUUGUGCUUCCGUUUUGUAAUAUCUCAUAAACCUCCUCACAGAUGAAAACUGCAGUGGCACCAAAAUCUCAGUGAAACGUCACGUGCUGCCUAUUAAAUUUGAAAUGCUGGCUGAAAUGUGCAAAGCCCGGACUUCCUGGGUUUUGAGCACUGAGAGCACUGGAUGUGGAAUUAGCUUUGGCUGUCGGUUCUCAGAGAUCAAACUUGAGUCUCAUACCUCAUUUAAAGCCGUUAGUGGACCCGGCCUGCGAGGUUCUUUGUCAUAUGUCCUAUAUGCAGUGUCAGUCCUCGUUUUAUAGAUGUACAGCAAGCAGCCUUUCAUAAGGAGAUAUUGACCAAUUUUGAGGGCGAAUUAUCCUCCUCCUGAAGAGACUUUGAAAUCCUUGAUGGGGUCAGUGACCUGAUUUUUGCAAGAAGAAGAUGAGAGUUUGGUUAUAUCACUUCUGUGUGGACCAUAGCCGCGUUUGCUUGCAUGGCCCAAGGAGAGGGGUGUCCUGGGGCAGGUGUUGAACAGCCUGGAACACGGCUGUCACCUGCCACAAACCUCUGCUGGAACAACAGCUCAGUAGGAACACAGUGGGAACAUUCUGCUUGCUGAAAGAGAGUUGUUGAGCACAUCUCAGGUUAGAGCUUGGAACUCACGGUUGUUUUGCAACAGCUAGGAUUCUAAUACUUGAAAGAAAUGUCAAAACCUUUCUGUAAGGAUCCUUCAGCUAAAUUGUCACAAAUGUAGAGGUCUCUCAGCCACCUCCUAUCCUGUGAACUGAAGAACCUGUCCUUUCAUUCAGUUUCAGGUAAGAGAUUACCAAAAUGGGCUGCUGGUUGCAGGGUUCUAGGCUGAGAUCUGGCGUGCUGCUCAGAUUCUCUUGUGGUAGGCUCUAAAAAGUGUUUCUCAUCCUUCUACCUCCAGCCUCAUUUUGCUUAUAAUUGCUUUAGGAAAAAAAAAAAAACAAAACAAAAACAGGAACUAAGAAAAACAAAAGGAGUAAAACUGUUCUUAAUUCAGGCCUCAUUUGUACCAUCUGUUCUAGAUGUAUUUAAGAAAGAGGAGGUGCCCCUGCAUUUCAGCUGUGCUCUGAAUGAAUCCCAGUAGGCUUCCUGUUCUGGAGCCUACAGCUUGCUCAGCAGAAGAUGUUUCAGGAGAAAACUAUUUGUAAGUCCUGGGAGUAAGCAGAUGAGGUCCAUGGCUGCUGGAAAACACAGAGGGAGCGUUGCAUGCAGGAGCAUCUCCCUGCUGUAGAUCUAGGCAAUGAUUCCUGUGGUCUGGGACCAGCAGGCUGGUGUGGCAGAGGAUGGCAGUGGAGAAGGUAGGGUUGACUGUGCACAUGCACAUGUUUUCUGGGAGAGCUGCAUGUUGGCUUCGCAAUGGAUGUUUCAAGCUCCUUUCAGUUAAUACCAGUUCAGAUGACUUCAGCUGCAGCAGCCCUAAUCAUACCAAAGACGUUGAAAGUUUUCUACAUGGCCUGAGGGAACAGCAUGGAGCUGUGUCAGGGGAGGGUCAGGUUGUGCUUUAGGAAAAGCACAGGGGUAGAUGAGCCUUGGAGCAGGCGGUGGUCAUGGCACCAAGCUGCCAGAGCUCAAGAAGCAUUCGGGCAGCGCUCUCAGGGUUUGAAUUUUAGGUGGUCCAGUGUGGAGCCAGGAGUUGGACUCGAUGAUCCUUGUGAGUCCCUUCCAACUUGAGAUAUUCUGUGAUUCUAAUAAACACGUCCCACGGGGCCUGUCCUUGUGCUAGCCUUAUUGGCAAAGGUUUCUGCAUUACUAAGGGAGAGGGGAAGGAGGAGAGACGUAUUUUUAUUUGGGUGAAGGCAAAUAAACUUUGACAGGUGUUAAAACAAAAAGGCAAAGGAAAAGUACAGAAUGGUCAUAAUGUCAGCAGGAGCAUCCUGAAGUGCAGCUCUGAAGUGAGCUAGUUCUCUCCCUCAACACUGAGGAGAAGACGUAUACGUGUUCAUGCACCGAGUCCAUCAGUUAAAGCAAGAACUGAACAGAGGUUUGGUUCUGGUUUUGAGAAAGAAGGCAGGCACGUCCUGCGCUGCCUGGUUGUGACAAUGUCCUCUUCCCUACUACUCUGGGCCUCCAGGUUCAUUAAUGGUUGCACCAGAAGCCAAGAAGGUUGAGUCUAGCCUUGGGCACAGAGGUACUACACAGGUCUUCUACAACUCUACCACCAUCUCUGCUCCUUGUUUUACACUCUGUUUUAUAUGUUUGUUUGCUCUCUGUAUGCUCCUUCCCCUUAGUUCUAGCUAAGUAAGCAGGCUGGCUGUGUUUGGUGGCUGUGAACUGAAGUCCUUGAUGUAUUUCAGAGGCAAGAACGCAUAUAACAUAGUAUUAGAAGGCUUCCCCCUUCUUUUCUUGCAAAGGUCUACUAAGCCCCUACUGAUACAUAAGCUGCUGGGCUGCCUUGAUAAAACCUUGCCAAAUACUGGUUUUAUAAAGGUAAAAUCAAAGUGCUGUCAAUAACUCUGAAUGUUUGUGGAAGCAUUCUUUGCUUGCUUUGCCUGUUUUAAAACGUAUCUUAAAUGUUGCUGUAUCCAACCCAUUCCAUUGCCCUUUCUUCCCCUGUAUUUUUGUAGGUCGGUCUCUGGAGUCUUGUCCUUUGUAUAUGUGGAAGCACUGAUUUUAUGAGAACUGUUCAGACACAUUUGCUAUGAUUAAAAUUCUUUAAAAUGA